GUGUGGCCACACACACAGAGACCACCACCGCCAUCAAAACCACUACUGCUCCCGGUGGCGCCGCUCACCUGGCAGAUGGACGUCGACGACAUCAUCGAGUCCGCCGUGCGUGCCCUCAUGUUCCUGUUGGGCAUGUUGGGCAACAACUGGCUGGCCGUGCGCUCCAUCCCGCCGCGCCUGGCGGCGCUGCGCACCAACGAGCUGCUCUUCCUCAACCUGGCCGUGUCCAACCUCAUCACCAACUACCUGGUGGACCUGCCCGACACCAUGGCCGACAUCGCCGGCGGCUGGUUCCUGGGCGACGGCUACUGCGGCGUGUUCCGCUUCUGCGCCGACCUCUCCAAGACCAGCAGCAUCUUCUCCACGCUCUUCAUCAGCGUGUACUGGUACCAGAAGCUGGUGGGCUCCCUGAAGCGCGGCGGGGGGCCCGUGCAGCUGGACAGCCUGCGUCUGGUCGGGGGGCUGCUGGCGGGCAGCUGGGGCAUGGCCGUGGUCUUCAGCAUCCCCCACUACUUCUUCGUGGCGGUGGAGGGCGAGAACGGGAGCUCUCUGGAGUGCAACGACGUGUUCCCCAGCGAGGACGCCAAGCAGACGUACGAGGCGCUGUACCUGACGCUGGCCAACGCGCUGCCCGUGGCCGGCAUCGUGUACGCCACCGCGCGGAUCGUGGUCACGCUCAUGCAGAGUCAGAAGCGCAUCCAGGGCCAUGGGGGGAACCAGGCUGGCUCGGAGGAGGGCCCUGCCGGUGGUGAAGAAGGGGGUGGUGGUGGUGAGGUCAGGGUGGCAAAGCCUGCGCCUAAGCCCAGCCCGGGCUCCAGUAAUCAGGUGCGAGCGGCCAAGAGCGUGGUGGCGGUGGCCAGUAUAUUUGUGGUGUGCUGGGUGACCCAUCUGCUGCUGCGCAUCUCCAGCAACAUCCAGACGUCCCCCAUCGUGGUGGAGGUGGCCAGCUACAUCGCAGCCUCCUACACCUGCAUCAUCCCCUACAUAUUCCUGUACGGCGUCAAGAAGCUGUCCUGCUCCCGUUGUGGGGCCAAGCAGUAG
This is a messenger RNA of Gadus chalcogrammus (walleye pollock), 1041 nucleotides long. Its product is annotated as C-X-C chemokine receptor type 3. The record is from RefSeq and is a predicted model, not a curated record. Bases 76 to 1041 code for a protein of 321 amino acids. Gene Ontology annotation, biological process: G protein-coupled receptor signaling pathway. Gene Ontology annotation, molecular function: peptide binding; G protein-coupled receptor activity. Gene Ontology annotation, cellular component: membrane. NCBI's taxonomy places the organism in Eukaryota, Metazoa, Chordata, Actinopteri, Gadiformes, Gadidae. The transcript has 2 exons.